Molecule: messenger RNA, 1185 nt
Organism: Symbiodinium natans
Lineage: Eukaryota; Dinophyceae; Suessiales; Symbiodiniaceae
Source: the annotation of a GenBank genome assembly
AUGCCGGACGAGGUGCACCAGGCCCUCCUGGACCAUUUCGAGCUCGAGCGCCACAUUGGGGGAUACGCAGCGGAAGCGCAGGCCGAUGCGAGGGAAGGCGCUCGAAAGGCAGCGGCCAAGUUGUUGGGGUGCGAUCCUGAGGAGAUUGCCCUAACAGAGUCUGCGCAAAGCGCAUGGGCAAAAGCCUUUUACAGCUUUAGCUUCCGAGAGGGCGAUCGGAUCUUUUGCUGGGCGAGCGAAUAUGCAGGAAAUGCCGUUGCUUUUCUGCAGGCCGCAAAGCGACAUGCCAAGCUUGAAGUGUUGCCCAUGCGCCCAGAUGGCAUUGUCGAUUUAGACGCACUUGAAGCUGCUCUGAAGUCUUUGCCUGAAACGGCACGGGCAGUGGUGGCCUUGACACACAUUCAAACGAAUUCCUCUGUGGUGCAGCCUGCCGCUGCGGUCGGGAAACUCGCGCGCGAGCAUGGCGCCGUCUUUAUUCUGGAUGCCUGCCAAUCCAUCGGGCAGAUCCCCGUGGACGUGCGCUCGCUGCUCUGCGACUUUGCCUGCGCCACGGGCCGCAAGUGGCUCCGGGGCCCUCGCGGCACUGGGUUUUUGUAUGCCCGGGCCUCGGCACUGAACCACGCGAGCGGACUGGUGGGCGAGCCGCCGAUGAUCGACCAUGUCUCGGCUCGAUGGACACAGAGCCACGUCUACAAGCUGGCCCCAGACGCCCGCCGCUACGAGAUGUGGGAGACUUCGCCAGCGCUCCACAUGGGCUUGAAGAAGGCCUUGGAGCUUUGUGAGCACGUGGGCCCGCAGCACAUCCAACGAAAGUCUACUGGGCUGGCCGCUGCGCUGCGCCAGAAGCUCGCUUCAAUCAAGGGCGUCCGCUGCUGUGACGCUCCAGCGAGCUUGGAGGAAGCUCAGGUGGAGGGCGUGUCGCGGUGCGCCAUUGUGACUUUCGAGGCGUUCUCAGACCUUGGCAUCACCUCGGAGGCCAUCAAGGGAGCACUUGCCAAGCAGAGAAUCGCGGUGUCCGUGUCGCCGCCAUUUCACACCUUCAACGACGAGGACUGGCGCCAGCCUUCCGUCGUGCGAGUAAGUCCAUCCUACUACAACGACGAGUCGGAAGUGGAUGUCCUGGCUCAGAAGAUCAAGGGAAUCAUCGAAACCCUCUCUGAAAAUUCUGGAAUGCGUGCUCCGUAG